AUGCAAGAUAUUAUUGCUCCGGUACAAAAUGUUCGAUUUGAUUUGGAUGAUAUUGUUUGCUCUCAAUUGGGAGCAUUACCAUUACCAUUUCCUGGUAUGGAUAAAUCCGGUGUAGGAGUAUGUGAAUAUUUUUUACGAGCAAAAUGCACCAACGAAAACUGUCCAUUUCGUCAUGUUCACGGGGAUAAAACUGUUGUUUGUAAACAUUGGCUACGUGGUCUAUGUAAAAAAGGUAAAGUAUUUGCUUUCUUACUGAUUGUACAUGCAACUGUUGUUGUUAAUUUUCUAGGCGAUGAUUGUGAAUUUUUACAUGAAUAUGAUAUGACGAAAAUGCCAGAAUGCUAUUUUUUUUCCAAAUUUGGUCAAUGUAUGAACAAAGAAUGUUUAUUUUUGCAUUUGGAUCCAGAAUCUAAAAUUCGUGAUUGUCCAUGGUAUGAUCGAGGAUUUUGUCGUCAUGGUCCCAAUUGUAAAAAUCGUCAUACCAGAAAAGUUUUAUGUCAAAAUUAUCUAUGCGGCUUUUGUCCGGACGGUGCACAAUGCAAAUAUUCUCAUCCAAGUUUUGAGAUACCAACUACAACAGAAUAUGCUAUGCAAACACGUAAAGUCAUAUUCAUCUGUGAUUACUGUCAUGAAACUGGACACAAAGCCGCAUCAUGUUUCAAGUUACCACCAGAAGAACGUAUUAAAUACAUCAAUCAACCAUCACAAACUGUUUCCUAUUUUCAUGAUCAUCGACAUUAUAACAAUAACUUUGAUCCACAAAAUCCUAGACCAUAUCACAAUUAUUAUCACAAUCAACAACAACAACAACAACAACAACAGCAACAGCAGCAAACACCUGCGAAUCCAGAUAAUCCACAGCAUACACAACAGCAAAAUGGAGAUCAUGCAAUCGGUGGUGCCGUCAUUCAUCAUCAGUUUGAUGUCACGUGUUUCAAAUGUGGUGAAAAAGGGCACUAUGCCAAUAAAUGUAAUAAACCACACAUGUCAUUUUUAAGAAAUCAAAAUAUGCAAAGACGUUAA
Molecule: messenger RNA, 1023 nt
Organism: Didymodactylos carnosus
Lineage: Eukaryota; Metazoa; Rotifera; Eurotatoria; Philodinida; Philodinidae
Source: the annotation of a GenBank genome assembly